Molecule: messenger RNA, 6493 nt
Organism: Coregonus clupeaformis (lake whitefish)
Lineage: Eukaryota; Metazoa; Chordata; Actinopteri; Salmoniformes; Salmonidae
Product: splicing factor 3B subunit 1
Exons: 19
Coding region: 2783-6415 (1210 amino acids)
Biological process (GO): spliceosomal complex assembly
Cellular component (GO): catalytic step 2 spliceosome; U2-type prespliceosome; U12-type spliceosomal complex
Molecular function (GO): mRNA binding
Source: RefSeq, a predicted model, not a curated record
UGUCCUCCCCUGAUGUAUGUUAUGUGUUAUACUGUAACUGCCAUGAUCCCAUGGAUGCCUUUCAAGGGUUCCAACCCACCUCUCGCUGCUUAGCCCUUCGAGCACUGUGCAACAGCUUGCUCCCCAGACUAAGACCUUCCCUUGGUAAACUUUUCUGGCCCGAGGGCGGUUGGUUGUCUUGUCACUGCGCCUUUUAUCACUCAUAAUUUUGUCUCAAUAAAAUCUCUUUGCUUUUGGGGCAAACGGUCUGCAUGCCAGAUAAAAUAUUUUUCCCCCCUCGAAAAGGAGAAUAGUUGUAAACAGCUGAGGAUUAAGUUGUAUGAAAUACAACUUCUUCCAGUAAGGGGUUCCAUAUGUUUUAGGGAGAGGUGGUUGGGCGUUGUCUUGGUUACAGACUUUUGUACCUAACUACAUGGGUGGCAGGUAGGCUGUGCGUGUCUCGAAGGGUUAACAGACCCAUGUGGCUAUCUAUCUCAUGUACUGAUGGCGGAAAGAACUGUGUCUUAAUCUAAAGAAAGGUAUUGGGUAAUGAGAGUAGCAAAAAAAUGAAAUUGUGUGUGAUUUGAUGCUUAUCCUUGGGGUGAUUCACCUGCUCAUGCAAUGUGCCACACCCUGCUGUGCCCCUUUACCCACAAACCACCCCAUCACGAGGCAGCCAGAAGCCAGAAAUGUGCUGGUUGUCUGAAGCUUGGCUCCCAGUCAAGGAAAGCCCCCAGUUGGCAGAACACCUGGGUACAGAGCUGAGGCUUCCAAGUAUUCCUGUGUAAAACAAGAACACUCGUAAUAAGCAAUGCUAUUGGACCACCCCUUUCUUCCAAGUGGCCCUUCACUCCACUACAGUAUCAUUGUUCAGGCUUAUGGUCAGUCACCACCACUGUUGGCUUGUCAGACUUCUAGGGGUUGGGGAAGUUCCAUUAGAAGAGAUCAGGACAUAGUAAAUUAUGAGACUUACACACACAAACUGUAGUGCAGUUGUGUCAUCAACACUAGUGAGUCAUGGUCUCAGAUUUCAAGCCCAUUUAAAUGGCAUUUAGUUCAAGUCUGGUCAGGGAUCUUAACCUGGGCUCCAGGGGUCUGAGUAAUAGAGUGAAUUACAGUGACGGUAUAAUCCUUGGCCAAAGGGCUUUGGCUCCGGUUUUGUCCUGUCCCUUACCUCUCACAGGUUAAGGAGCCGUCACUUACAUAUAUUCACAUUUCUCAAAGCCUAAACCUGGCUACGGCUUGUUUGUCUUGUCAGCUUAAACUUUUGUUAGUUAGAAUGAACUGAAUAGCCUGUCAGUUUAACCAAGGAUGGCCUAUUUCUCAGAAAACAGCUUGACUAGCCAUUAAGCAUUUGAUUAACUAAACACAUACCUUGUAGAUUAAGUUUACAGUAUGUUUAUUUACACAUUGCAACAAUUUAUUUGCAAUGCAACAAUUUGCCUGUAGUGGCUGAAGCACACGUAUCUGUCUGAGAUUUAAUUGUCCUCAAUGUAGUUUGGGGGUAGGGCUGUAUCAAGCCUGCAUGUAGCAAGCUCUGUCAUAUACAAAAAUGUUGUGUAAAUAUAUUUCUAUUUCACAUCUUUGUAAAAUAGAAACAUAUCAAGAAAUCUGUGUGCCGCAAUUCCACAGGCCCAUACUAACUGUCCUUAAUUUCUCUCCUACAGCAGUACUGCUUUGCCAGUCCUGUACUGCACUCUCUUAAGGGUGCAGCAACUCAUCCUGUGUAGGUUAUGGUGAACAGACAGAAGCGUGCGCUUGUCAGUUUUGUCAGGGUCCGCUGGCUGGUUGUCUGUCUGGGUGGGGGGGGGAAAGCAGCUAUUCCUCAACAAACCUCUACCCCAACAUCCUUUUAUUUUGUUUUCUACCAAAUACUUAUUUUAAUAGAAUUAAAUUGAAACCUCAGCCAUUUUAUGGUGGUCUUUUGCUUUAGAUUUAUUUUGUAAUUCAUAAUAUAUAUAUAUAUAUAUUUUUAAACAUAUUUUUCUAAAAAGGAAGUCAAGAUCUACAUUUACGAAGUUGGAAUAGCAAUCGAAUCCCAAGUCAAACUAGCGACUGUUCAGUAGCAGGUGGCCUGUUCCCUCUGAAACUAAGAUAUUGAUCGUAUGGAUCUAAUAGUUGCCUCCACUGCCCCUCAGGUAUACGUGUAACUACAUAUAUAUAUUUAUAUAUAUAUACUCUCCCUGCCCUGGGUUACAUAAAGUAGCUGCACAUUUAUCUCACAGAACAUUCCUUGAUUUGGUUUAAAAAUCUUGACUUCAUUUUCUUAAAAUGCUAUCAAUAAUUCGCAAUCUGGGGGAUAUUUUUAUUACUUUUUUCAUUAGAAUUUUGAGCCCCAGGAGGAUUUUUCUUUUGUGACGUAAAAAAAACAAAUCACAGGUGGUAUGCUUAUGUGUGUGAGUUCCAACCCUUUUCCAAAGUGUUACUAAUGGUAAAGAGACAUUUUCUAGGCUUCUUUUCUGCCGGUUGAAGUCUGACUGCAGAAGGACCCUUGGCACUGAAAGUGUACGUAUUCUGGAGAGCACAGCCCAGGACUCCUGCAUCAGUGAUGGCUUUAUCCUCUCCUGUUAUCUCCUUAAAAGAAAGACAAAACAACCUCAGCUGUUUCUCAAUGUAUCUGCCUGUUUGUUUGUUUUUAGACAGUUAUGUUUGUAUGUAAGGCAAGCAAGAGAGGACUGUCUGUAUGUUGUGUAUCUAGGGUUGUCUUGAUGUGAUUCAGCUUAAGGAACUAAAACAGUAAAUGUUUCUAAAGAAGAAGUGAGGGCCUAGCUGAGUUGGCUGUGUUGUGCUUGCUGUCUGUGUUAUGAAGCCGGGUCCUGGGGCGUGUUCUAAUCGGCUGCCCUGUGUCUUGUUGGUGCUCUUUCGCGCAGGGGGCAAAACGCCGGACCCCAAGCUGCAGUCCAGGUCGUACAUGGACGUCAUGAAGGAGCAGCACCUGACCAAAGAGGAGAAAGAGAUCCGUCAGCAGAUGGCAGAGAAGGCCAAGACAGGAGACCUGAAGGCUGUCAACGGCUCUGCUGCCUCCCAGGCUGCUGCUGCUGCCGCCGCCGCCAAGCGUAAACGCCGAUGGGACCAGACAGCCGAGAAACAGGACCAAUCGGGAACCCCCAGCAACGCCGGCACACCUAAGAAGAUGUCCAGCUGGGACCAGGCCGACCAGGCUGCUGAGCAGACCCCAGGACACACCCCUGGCCACACCCCCUCCAACAGCCGCUGGGACGAGACCCCCGGAAGGAACAAGGGCAGCGAGACACCAGGGGCCACCCCCAGCACCCGAAUGUGGGACCCCACCCCUAGCCACACCCCAGCUGGAGCAGCCACGCCAGGCAGAGGGGACACACCAGGACACACCACCCCUGGACACGGGGGAGCCACAGGCAGCGUGCGCAAAAACCGAUGGGACGAGACCCCCAAGACGGAGAGAGAGACCCCUGGUCAUGGUAGUGGUUGGGCCGAGACCCCCCGUACAGACCGAGGAGAUGAGUCAGUGGGAGAGACCCCCACCCCCGGGGCCAGUAAAAGGAAGUCCCGUUGGGACGAGACACCCGCCAGCCAGAUGGGCUCUUCCACCCCACUGAUGACCCCUGGGAAGACUCCCAUCGGAACCCCUGCCAUGAAUAUGGCCACUCCCUCUCCAGGUCACCUGAUGAGCAUGACCCCAGAGCAGCUGCAGGCGUGGCGUUGGGAGAGGGAGAUCGACGAGAGGAACCGACCACUCACAGACGAGGAGCUGGAUGCCAUGUUCCCAGAGGGAUACAAGGUCCUUCCCCCACCAGCAGGCUACGUGCCCAUCCGUACCCCAGCCCGGAAGCUGUCGGCCACCCCCACCCCCAUGGGGGGCAUGACAGGCUUCCAUAUGCAGCAGGAGGACCGUUCCAUGAAGCAGAUCAAUGACCAGCCCAGUGGGAACCUGCCCUUCCUCAAACCAGACGACAUCCAGUACUUUGACAAGCUGCUGGUUGAGGUGGAUGAGUCCACUCUUAGCCCAGAGGAACAGAAGGAGCGUAAGAUCAUGAAACUGCUGCUGAAGAUCAAGAACGGAACACCUCCCAUGAGAAAGGCUGCCCUGCGUCAGAUCACAGACAAGGCGAGGGAGUUUGGAGCAGGGCCCCUGUUCAACCAGAUCCUACCCCUGCUCAUGUCUCCUACUCUGGAGGACCAGGAGCGCCACCUACUGGUCAAGGUCAUCGACCGCAUCCUCUACAAGCUGGACGACCUGGUCCGCCCAUACGUACACAAGAUCCUGGUGGUGAUUGAGCCGCUGCUGAUUGAUGAAGAUUACUACGCCAGAGUGGAGGGUAGAGAGAUCAUCUCUAACUUGGCCAAGGCUGCCGGCCUGGCCACUAUGAUCUCCACUAUGAGACCUGAUAUUGACAACAUGGACGAAUACGUCAGAAAUACAACAGCUAGAGCUUUCGCUGUCGUAGCGUCCGCUCUGGGUAUCCCCUCCCUGCUGCCCUUCCUCAAGGCUGUGUGUAAGAGCAAGAAGUCAUGGCAGGCCCGCCACACGGGCAUCAAGAUUGUCCAGCAGAUCGCCAUCCUCAUGGGCUGUGCCAUCCUACCCCAUCUGAGGAGUCUGGUGGAGAUCAUCGAGCAUGGUCUGGUGGAUGAGCAGCAGAAGGUACGGACCAUCAGUGCCCUGGCCAUCGCUGCCCUGGCUGAGGCUGCCACGCCCUACGGUAUCGAGUCCUUUGACUCUGUACUCAAACCCCUGUGGAAGGGUAUCAGACAGCACAGAGGAAAGGGUCUGGCUGCGUUCCUGAAGGCCAUUGGCUACCUGAUCCCUCUGAUGGAUGCUGAGUAUGCUAACUACUACACCAGAGAGGUCAUGUUGAUCCUCAUCAGAGAGUUCCAGUCCCCUGACGAGGAGAUGAAGAAGAUCGUGCUCAAGGUGGUGAAACAGUGCUGUGGUACUGACGGUGUGGAGGCCAACUACAUCAAGACAGAGAUCCUGCCCCCUUUCUUCAAGCACUUCUGGCAACACAGGAUGGCUCUGGACAGACGCAACUACAGACAGCUGGUGGACACAACAGUGGAGCUGGCCAACAAGGUGGGUGCGGCAGAGAUAAUCUCUCGUAUCGUAGAUGACCUGAAGGACGAGGCAGAGCAAUACAGGAAGAUGGUGAUGGAGACCAUAGAGAAGAUCAUGGGGAACCUGGGAGCUGCUGACAUCGACCACAAGCUGGAGGAGCAGCUGAUCGACGGCAUACUGUACGCCUUCCAGGAACAGACCACGGAGGACUCUGUGAUGCUGAAUGGGUUUGGCACGGUGGUGAAUGCCCUGGGGAAGAGGGUGAAGCCCUACCUGCCUCAGAUCUGUGGUACGGUGCUGUGGCGUCUCAACAACAAGUCCGCCAAGGUCCGCCAGCAGGCUGCUGACCUCAUCUCCCGUACCGCCGUGGUCAUGAAGACCUGCCAGGAGGAAAAGCUGAUGGGUCACCUGGGAGUUGUGUUAUACGAGUAUCUAGGAGAAGAGUAUCCUGAAGUACUGGGAAGCAUCCUUGGUGCUCUCAAGGCCAUCGUCAACGUCAUUGGCAUGCACAAGAUGACUCCACCAAUCAAAGACCUGCUGCCUCGGCUGACGCCCAUCCUGAAGAACAGACAUGAGAAGGUGCAGGAGAACUGUAUUGACCUGGUUGGCAGGAUUGCUGACAGGGGUGCUGAGUACGUGUCUGCCAGGGAGUGGAUGCGUAUCUGCUUUGAGCUGCUGGAGCUCCUCAAGGCCCACAAAAAGGCCAUCCGCAGAGCCACCGUCAACACCUUCGGAUACAUCGCCAAGGCUAUCGGACCCCAUGAUGUGCUGGCCACACUACUUAACAACCUGAAGGUUCAGGAGCGUCAGAACAGAGUGUGUACCACCGUAGCCAUCGCCAUCGUGGCUGAGACCUGUUCUCCCUUCACCGUGCUCCCCGCCCUCAUGAACGAGUACCGCGUGCCCGAGCUCAACGUGCAGAACGGCGUGCUCAAGUCCCUGUCCUUCCUGUUUGAGUACAUCGGGGAGAUGGGCAAGGACUACAUCUACGCUGUCACGCCCCUGCUGGAGGACGCGCUGAUGGACAGAGACCUGGUCCACAGACAGACUGCCAGUGCCGUGGUGCAACACAUGUCCCUGGGCGUCUACGGCUUCGGCUGUGAGGACUCCCUUAACCACUUGUUGAACUACGUGUGGCCCAACGUGUUUGAGACGUCGCCCCAUGUGAUCCAGGCUGUCAUGGGGGCCCUGGAGGGCCUCAGGGUGGCAAUCGGCCCCUGCCGCAUGCUGCAGUAUUGCCUGCAGGGUCUCUUCCACCCAGCCAGGAAGGUCCGAGACGUCUACUGGAAGAUCUACAACUCCAUCUACAUCGGUUCCCAGGAUGCUCUGAUCGCUCACUACCCCCACGUCUACAACGACGAGAAGAACCCUUACCUCCGCUAUGAGCUGGAGUACUUCCUGUGAUUCUGCUCUCUUUUCUCUCUGUUCACGCUCUCUCUUUCUCUCUCUGUUGACGCUCUCUCUCUGUUGACGCUCUCUCUG